Paramecium sonneborni is the source of this 165-nucleotide messenger RNA. The record is from the annotation of a GenBank genome assembly. NCBI's taxonomy places the organism in Eukaryota, Ciliophora, Oligohymenophorea, Peniculida, Parameciidae.
AUGGAAAGCAUAAGAGAGAGUAAAUUCAUAUUUAUGCAAAUAUAGGAAUCAAAAACAAUCAUUAGAAGUAUCAAUAUUGUUUCAUCUAGUAGAAUAGAAUUAUGUUUACAAAAUUAUGAAUUUUCCUUUUUAGACUUUUUCUUAGUGUAUUCUAAGGAGAUCUGA